This is a messenger RNA of Spizellomyces punctatus DAOM BR117, 910 nucleotides long. RefSeq lists its product as uncharacterized. NCBI's taxonomy places the organism in Eukaryota, Fungi, Chytridiomycota, Chytridiomycetes, Spizellomycetales, Spizellomycetaceae. Gene Ontology annotation, cellular component: cytoplasm. The record is from RefSeq and is a predicted model, not a curated record. The transcript has a single exon. The coding region runs from base 339 to 803 and encodes 154 amino acids. Gene Ontology annotation, molecular function: zinc ion binding.
AUUUUUGAGCUAGACGCGUAUUGAAACACACACACGUAGUCGUCGUGUCUAUACUUUUUGAACCCCACAGCCGGAAGCGGAGGGAUAACAGCCCUUCCGUCCACUGCCCCAUCGCAGCAGAUGAGUUUUGUUCGACUGCAUAACUUGAAACCUUCCUUUGUCUUCCAUCCCACUUACGCGUCUAAAAGCUGAACUGCGGAGGGGGGCGUUGUUGAUUUCUCAGCUGAAAGUCCAAUUACAAACAAAUAUGCGGUGAAUAAAAAACCGUCGGAUUCAGAUACAAGGAACACUUGCUCUCUCUUUAUCAUCUUUUCCUACUCUACCAUUCUACAACAACCAUGGAGCUCUACCACAUUGGCAAACACUGCGCAACCUGCGACCAAUUGGAUUAUCUUCCCUUCACUUGUCGCCUUUGCACCAAAUCAUAUUGCCGUGAUCACCGAGACUUUUCUCAUCACAUAUCAUCUUGCUCUGGUUUGAGCGACGCAAAGGCCGUUGUAUGUCCCCUCUGUUUGCAUCCAGUCCCGGGUGCAUCGCCCUCGAAUCCACAAGUAGCAAACGCUGCUGUCGAUCGACAUAUUGAAUCCGGAUGUCCUUCACCAGAAGCUGAGGCAAAGCGAAGGAAAUUGGCCAAUCGGUGUGCAGUGAAAGGAUGUAAAAAGCGGGAAGUGGUGCCCUUCAAGUGCUCUACUUGUGAAGAGCAAGUGUGUAUAGGACAUAGACUGCCGGUAGAUCAUGGUUGCCGAGGAAAGGCCGGCGUGGCCCAACCAGCUGGAAGAAGAAGGACAGCAGUGAAGGGAUAAGCGGGUUAGAGGGAAAUGAGUGAUUGUACAUCUACAUAAACUAUAAUUAUAUUAGUAUAUCUAUCAGCCGAUAUGGUGGUCAACAGGUUAUCUUGUGCUGCUUAAAG